AACGAGCCUGCCCAUUCUGUCCCGGGACAGCGCAUAGGUGGGGUGUAUCAACAUGUAGCUCUGAAGCUUUCUUUAAUAAUCUACCCCUUAUCGGGUAAUCUAUGCUGCUUGUUUCCUCUGGUGCGUAGUUUAGGACUUCGAGGAUGUACUGUGGAGUGAUUUUAGCGAUUGGAGUGGCGGUUCUUACUGGGGUUGUGAGCGGUGAUGGACAAGAUGAACAUUUAGCCACGCCCCCUCCUCCGUGGAGACAUGGCGAUCUGCUCUGUGAUUGGUGUCCACCAGGACAACGCAUGAGCAGUCCCUGCACCGAGCAGUCGCAGACGCAGUGUGUCCCAUGUCGGGAGAACGAAUAUGCCGAGUACUACAACCACCUGUUGGAAUGUCGGCUGUGUAGGGCAUGCGUCAGGCAUCACGAACACGACUCGGAAAACUGCACCUCCACCACCAACAGAGAGUGUGAAUGUGACCCAGGCUACUACUUAUCCGGUGACGUCUGUGAAGCUCACACGAAGUGUUCCGUCAGAUACGGGGUGAAGGAACAAGGAACGCCCACAAGUGACACCAAAUGUGCGCGCUGUGAAUCCGGGACCUUUUCUGACGUCAUUUCCAGUACAGAGGUCUGUAAAGACCACACCGACUGUACGGACUUUGGGCUGUGUGUAGUGGAGAAGGGAAACAGACGUAAAGACAACACCUGUGGAAACUGUACAACCAACGGGACAGUGACCAUUAUGACAACUGUCUCUACACCGACAACGGCUUCCAUAGGCAACUCAUCCAUAGAUACAGAAAACUCCACAGCUUUGGGCAACAUUGAGACCCCGACAGAUCCAUUUACAAGGGGAUACAUUACACUAGGAUGUGUAUGUGGUGUUGUCGUCUUACUAGUCUGUGCAGGCGUAGUGAAAAGGCACUGGCUCCGUGCAAAGUUCAACGAACUUUUGGGGCGAACGUCACAGGACGGACAAGGUCAAAGUCAGGUGGACGGCGGCGUGACCAUGCAGCCACUGAUGACGCAGCGCUCUGGACAGGCGCAAGCAGUUUCUGGAGAGGCACAAGCCGUUGGUGACCGACCGACCGAUAGUGUACUCGUUCUGGGAUGCUGUCCUAUCCGCUCUAGUCCCAGACUGCGAAGAGGAGUGUCACGGAAUGACGAACACGUUCGUGCAAGGAUGGUGACGACUGAUGACCUGCCCGCCAUCGCGGCUGACAUAGGGGGCGCAUGGAGACCGCUGGGGCGGAGACUGGGCUUCAGUGACGGCAGGCUGGACGGCUUCGAAAACGACUACCGUUACCUGGAAGAGAUGACUCACCAGAUGCUCCGCAAAUGGAUCAACGAGAGCCGGGAAGAAGCGACAAGAGGCAAGCUUGCGGAUGCGCUUGUGGAAGUGAAUAAAGAAGCCGUGGCCAGGACUCUGCUCGGACUCGCAAUCGGCGAACACAGCGAAUAGAUGUGCCAAAGACCUAAGCUGCUACCUGUUAGAAACCAGGCCUUCCUACGGCCGGGGGUACGGGGAUCGUAGAAUUAGGCAAAAAAUCGGGAAAUUAGCCAUAGGAGUCAGUUCAUGCUAAGGUAAAUGUUUCCCCUCUGGUCGGCCGUUCAACUCCUCUGGCAAAUUAUUCUCCCUAGUAUAGCCAGCGUAGUCGACGUCAGUAUGAUAGAGUAGUACAGAAUACUGCAUCAGAUGUUUCCGUUCCUAUCAAAUACUUAUGUCAGGUGUCUUGUAUAAUAUUUGUUGUUUCGUGGUGCCGUUGAUCUAAGCCAUUUCGCUUAAGUGAGGCACCACUCUGUACUGUUGUAUGUUGCAAUAAAGAAAGAAGAAAUGGACAUCGUU
Messenger RNA from Branchiostoma floridae (Florida lancelet), 1835 nucleotides. Its product is annotated as tumor necrosis factor receptor superfamily member 21-like. Gene Ontology annotation, cellular component: membrane. Gene Ontology annotation, molecular function: protein binding; transmembrane signaling receptor activity. The transcript has 7 exons. The record is from RefSeq and is a predicted model, not a curated record. Bases 144 to 1451 code for a protein of 435 amino acids. Lineage: Eukaryota; Metazoa; Chordata; Leptocardii; Amphioxiformes; Branchiostomatidae. Gene Ontology annotation, biological process: apoptotic process; immune response; signal transduction.